Molecule: messenger RNA, 2127 nt
Organism: Enhydra lutris kenyoni (northern sea otter)
Lineage: Eukaryota; Metazoa; Chordata; Mammalia; Carnivora; Mustelidae
Product: leucine rich repeat neuronal 3
Exons: 1
Coding region: 1-2127 (708 amino acids)
Molecular function (GO): protein binding
Source: RefSeq, a predicted model, not a curated record
AUGAAGGACAUGCCACUCCGAAUUCAUGUGCUACUUGGCCUAGCUAUCACUACACUAGUACAAGCUGUAGAUAAAAAAGUGGAUUGCCCACAAUUAUGUACAUGUGAAAUCAGGCCUUGGUUUACACCCAGAUCCAUUUAUAUGGAAGCAUCUACAGUGGACUGCAAUGAUUUAGGUCUUUUAAAUUUCCCAGCCAGAUUGCCUGCUGACACACAGAUUCUGCUCCUACAGACUAACAAUAUUGCAAAAAUUGAAUACUCCAUAGACUUUCCAGUAAACCUCACCGGCCUGGACUUAUCUCAAAACAAUUUAUCUUCAGUCACCAAUAUUAAUGUAAAAAAGAUGCCUCAGCUUCUUUCUGUGUAUUUAGAGGAAAACAAACUAACUGAGCUGCCUGAAAAAUGUCUGUCUGGACUGAGCAACUUACAAGAACUCUAUAUUAAUCACAACUUGCUUUCUACAAUUUCACCCGGAGCCUUUAUUGGCCUCCAUAAUCUUCUUCGACUUCAUCUCAAUUCAAAUAGAUUGCAGAUGAUCAACAGUAAGUGGUUUGAUGCUCUUCCCAAUCUGGAGAUCCUGAUGAUUGGGGAAAAUCCAAUCAUCAGAAUCAAAGACAUGAACUUUAAGCCGCUUAUCAAUCUUCGCAGCCUGGUUAUAGCUGGUAUAAACCUGACGGAAAUACCAGAUAAUGCCUUGGCUGGACUUGAAAACUUAGAAAGCAUCUCUUUUUAUGACAACAGGCUUAUUAAAGUGCCCCAUGUUGCUCUCCAGAAAGCUAUAAACCUCAAAUUCUUGGAUCUAAAUAAAAAUCCCAUUAAUAGAAUACGGAGGGGUGAUUUCAGCAAUAUGCUACACUUAAAAGAGUUGGGAAUAAAUAAUAUGCCUGAGCUGAUUUCCAUCGACAAUCUUGCUGUGGAUAACCUGCCAGAUUUAAGAAAAAUAGAAGCUACAAACAACCCACGGUUGUCUUACAUUCACCCAAAUGCAUUUUUCAGGCUACCCAAGCUGGAAUCACUGAUGCUCAACAGCAACGCCCUUAGUGCCCUCUACCAUGGUACAGUUGAGUCUCUGCCAAACCUCAAGGAGAUCAGCAUACACAGCAAUCCCAUCAGGUGUGACUGUGUCAUCCGUUGGAUUAAUAUGAACAAAACUAACAUUCGAUUCAUGGAACCAGACUCACUAUUCUGCGUGGACCCACCUGAAUUCCAAGGCCAAAAUGUUCGGCAGGUGCAUUUCAGGGAAAUGAUGGAAAUCUGUCUCCCUCUUAUAGCUCCUGAGAGCUUCCCUUCUAAUCUGGAUUUAGAAUCUGGGAGCUAUGUUUCCUUGCAUUGCAGAGCUACUGCAGAGCCACAGCCUGAAAUCUACUGGGUAACACCUUCUGGUCAAAAACUCUUACCUAAUACUCUGAAAGACAAGUUCUAUGUCCAUUCUGAAGGCACACUAGAUAUAAACGACAUAACUCCAACAGAAGGGGGUCUAUAUACUUGUAUAGCAACUAACCUGGUUGGUGCUGACUUGAAGUCUGUUAUGAUCAAAGUAGAUGGUUCUUUUCCCCAGGAUAACAACGAAUCCUUAAAUAUUAAAAUAAAAGAUGUUCAGGCCAAUUCAGUUCUAGUGUCUUGGAAAGCAAGUUCUAAAAUUCUCAAAUCCAGUGUUAAGUGGACCGCCUUUGUCAAGACUGAACAUUCCCAUGCUGCCCAGAGUGCCCGAAUACCAUCUGAUAUCAAGGUAUAUAAUCUUACUCAUCUGAACCCAUCAACUGAGUACAGAAUUUGUAUUGAUAUCCCCACCAUCUAUCAAAAAACCAGAAAACAAUGUGUAAAUGUCACCACAAAAGGUAUGAACCCUGAUCGAAAAGAAUAUGAAAAGAGUAACACCACAACCUUUAUGGCCUGCCUUGGAGGCUUUCUGGGGAUUAUUGGUGUGAUAUGUCUUUUCAGUUGCCUCUCACAAGAAAUGAAUUGUGAUGGUGGACAUGGCUAUAUGAGGAAUUACGUACAGAAACCAACCUUCACAUUCAGUGAGCUUUAUCCUCCUCUUAUCAACCUCUGGGAAACAGGCAAAGAAAAAAGUACAGCACUGGAAGUGAAAGCAACUGUUAUAGGUGUGCCAACAAAUAUGUCCUAA